This is a messenger RNA of Haplochromis burtoni (Burton's mouthbrooder), 1584 nucleotides long. RefSeq lists its product as uncharacterized. NCBI's taxonomy places the organism in Eukaryota, Metazoa, Chordata, Actinopteri, Cichliformes, Cichlidae. The annotation marks the transcript as partial. Gene Ontology annotation, biological process: response to bacterium. The record is from RefSeq and is a predicted model, not a curated record. The transcript is spliced from 9 exons.
UCUCUGGUUCCAGUGAAAAUGGUUCAGCUUGGUGAACCAGCAACCUUAAAGUGUGAUAUACCCAUGGAGAUCAGGAGUAAAGUAUACUGGUACAGGCAGAGUGUUGGGGAUACACUUAAAUUAAUUGUGACACUGUAUCGAGAUACAGAACCUGUGUAUGCUUCUCCGUUUUUGAAAUCAAGAUUUCCUGCAAAGAACGCAAACAAUUUUAGCAAACUGACUAUUCUGGAGACAAUCCAAGAGGAUGAGGGAAUUUAUCAUUGUGGAACCACAGCAUGGCAUAAUCUUGAAUGGAGUGGGACAUAUUUGUUAGUUAAAGGAAACACUGAAAGGACAUCAAACUAUAUUGUUGUACAGCAGCCGACAGAAUCAAAUCCACUGCGUCCAGGAGACACAGCAACUCUACAGUGUUCAGUUCUCUCUGAUUCUGAGAACAAGACGUGUGCAGGAAUUAAUAAUGUUUUCUGGUUCAGAGCUGGAUCUAAUAAAUCUCAUACAAACAUCAUUUACACUCAUGGAAAUAGAACUGAUCAAUGUGAGAAAAGAUCUGACCAUCAGAAAAGAUGUUUUUAUCAGCUUUCUAAGAACGUCAGCUCCUCUGAUGCUGGGACUUACUACUGCGCUGUGGCCACAUGUGGGGAGAUAUUAUUGGGAAACGGAACCACAGUUGAACUUGAGCGAACAACACAGCUCGUGUUUAAUCAAAUGGCAAUAUUAAUAAGCUGUUUGGCCAUUUCAGUCAUUGGAAAUGUUUUCCUCAUCUGCAGACGAAGUGUAUGUAAGAAAAGUAAAGGACACGAAAGCGCUAUGACAGAAGUCCAAACCGACAAUUUCUUCCAAUCAACUGAAGCUGAUAUAAACUACGCUGCACUGAAUUUCUCUGAACGAAAAACCAGAGGAAGAAGGAAGAGGGAGUUUACUGAGACUAGUAAAAGAUGUUUUUAUCAGCUUUCUAAGAACGUCAGCUCCUCUGAUGCUGGGACUUACUACUGCGCUGUGGCCACAUGUGGGGAGAUAUUAUUGGGAAACGGAACUACAGUUGAACUUGAGCGAACAACACAGCUCGUGUUUAAUCAAAUGGCAAUAUUAAUAAGCUGUUUGGCCAUUUCAGUCAUUGGAAAUGUUUUCCUCAUCUGCAGACGAAGUGUAUGUAAGAAAAGUAAAGGACACGAAAGCGCUAUGACAGAAGUCCAAACCGACAAUUUCUUCCAAUCAACUGAAGCUGAUAUAAACUACGCUGCACUGAAUUUCUCUGAACGAAAAACCAGAGGAAGAAGGAAGAGGGAGUUUACUGAGACUAGUGUCUACUCCUAAAUGUUGAUGAAGUAUCAACAUAUUGAGUAUGUCCUUGAAAAUAAACCUGACAUCCCUUUACAGAGUCUAUGUUUGUGACUUUUUGGUAUUGUUAGUUUCAGUCUUUGUCAUAAAUUUGCUUCAUCACUAAUGCAAUUUGUGCUGUCAGUAUUUGUUGUACUUGUGACAUCAGUAGUUUUUUAUCUGUGAAAAAUGGUUGCCUUGGUUUUCACAGUUAGAAGAAGAUUACAUUUAGUGCCUAUGACACUUUAGUUCACACUACAGGCAUCA